Homalodisca vitripennis (glassy-winged sharpshooter) is the source of this 1667-nucleotide messenger RNA. It is a transcript of the gene Nmd3, whose product is annotated as 60S ribosomal export protein NMD3. Gene Ontology annotation, cellular component: cytoplasm; nucleus. Gene Ontology annotation, molecular function: ribosomal large subunit binding. Gene Ontology annotation, biological process: ribosomal large subunit export from nucleus. Bases 125 to 1648 code for a protein of 507 amino acids. The record is from RefSeq and is a predicted model, not a curated record. NCBI's taxonomy places the organism in Eukaryota, Metazoa, Arthropoda, Insecta, Hemiptera, Cicadellidae. The transcript is spliced from 10 exons.
UACGUCACACACGUUACAUACGUAAGGAAGAAUGUAGGUGUAGAUUAGGUUAAACACUUAGUUGGUCAAGAACACGUGAUUUUGACAAUUUUUCUUUACAUCAGUUUUAAUUAUUUAAAAUAUAAUGGAAUAUAUUAGUCCUGCAGAAAGUUCCAGUGCUAACGUGUUAUGCUGCAGCUGUGGAGAUGUCAUCGAACCAAAUCCCGCAUACAUGUGUGCGGCCUGUCUUCGAUCCCGAGUUGAUAUUACUGCAGACAUUCCUAAACAGGCCACGUUGUACUUUUGUCGAGGAUGUGAGAGGUAUUUAAAGCCGCCCAAUGAGUGGGUGGCCUGUGCCCUGGAGUCACGCGAGAUGUUGUCAUUGUGCCUGGGGAGAGUAAAGGGCUUGAACCGUGUGAAGCUAGUGGACGCAGGGUUCGUGUGGACUGAGCCGCACUCACGCCGCGUCAAGGUGAAACUGACAGUGCAAGGCGAGGUGAUUGGAGCCACAAUCCUGCAGCAGGUGUUUGUCGUUGAGUUCACGAUCAAUCAUCAGAUGUGUAGUGACUGUCACCGCAGUGAGGCUCAGGACUUUUGGAGGUGUUUGGUUCAAGUUCGUCAGAAAGCGAAUUCCAAAAAAACGUUUUAUUAUUUGGAGCAGUUGAUUCUAAAACAUAAAGCUCAUGAGAACACCCUGGGAAUUAAACCAGUUCAUGAUGGUUUAGACUUUUUCUUUGCAACUGAGCAACAUGCAAGAAAAAUGGUUUCUUUUCUGACAGCUGUGCUACCUUGCCGUACUGAAACUAGCAAGAAACUUCAGUCUCAUGAUAUGCAUAGCAACAUAUACAGCUACAAGUUCACUUACAGUGUGGAGAUUGUGCCUGUGACUCGAGACAGCCUAGUUUGUCUCAGCAGAAGUCUGUGUAAUCAGCUUGGUGGCAUCAGUCCCCUGUGUCUGAUAUACAAGUACACGGCCCACAUACAUCUCAUCGACCCGUCUACUGGUCAGAUUGCAGAGAUUGACAACACCAGCUACUGGAGAAACCCAUUUAACAAUAUUUGUGAUUCUCGUCGACUUGUUGAGUAUGUUGUCAUGGACAUCGAGGUCAUCAGGGACAAAGACAAGAAAUAUUUUCCUGGAAUGGGUGCUACUUCUCACAAGCAUGCAUUAGCUGAUGUGUGGGUUAUCAAAGCAUCUGAAAUAGGCUCUGAUAACACAAUAUUCACUCGCACUCAUCUUGGCCAUGUCUUGAAACCUGGUGACUCCGUUCUGGGGUAUGCUGUAGGAGAAUCAAACAUAAAUGAUGCAAAUUUCAACAAGCUCAAUACUGAUGGAGUUGCGGACGUGAUACUUGUGAAGAAAAUGUACACUGACCGUGCUGCUCGUAAGAAGAGGCGCAAGUGGCAGCUCAAACACUUGCCCCUGGAAGAAGACGCACAUCCAUACACUGAAGAAAAGGACUAUGAGGAAUUCCUGGCGGAGCUGGAAGAGGAGCCUGCAACCCGGCAGCAGAUCAACAUCUACAAGGACCCAUUGAAGUUCAAGCAGCCACCAAUAGCAGUGGAUGCUGAUGACCAGGCAGACCCUUCAGUGCCUGACAUCACGCUGGAGGAGAUGCUGGAUGAUUUGACUAUUGACGAUGCCGAUAUGGCAGAGGUGUAUGAAUAAAUAUAGAAGGGGAAAUGUG